GCGAUACGGGCGGUGCAGCGCAGCCUCCCCGCCCCGCGCUCCCCGGACAGGCACCUGCAGGUAAGCAGCAAGCAUGAGCUUGGCAACAUGCGACCAUGAGUGCCAGGACCGUGUGAUCUGAACUGCGUCUUCCACUGACUUCCCAGCACCGAGGUGUUGUUGAUCCUGUGCUAUGGAGGACUGCCUUCACACCUCCUCCGAAAACCUCUCCAAGCUGGUGAGCUGGGCCCACAGCCAUGGGACCAUCUGCAGCCUCAUCCCCAACCUCAAGCACCUGCUUUCCGAGGGGGCCCAUGGCAACCUGACGGCCAUGUGGGGCUGUAGCGCUGGCCAUGCGUACCACUGGCCCCUGGCUGCCACUUGCCGGGCUGGCUCCCAGGAGCGUGUCUGCUUCCAGGACAGCCGCAGCUUCAACUCGGACAGUCCCAGCAUGCUGGGUGUGCCAUCAGAGGCACAGGCCAGCCCCCUGGAGCGCUACCCCGGUCGGACGGGGAAGACCAAGCUGGAUUGCACCCGCACUCGCGACUCCUGCGACUUCUCCUAUUGCAGCGAGCCAUCGGAGCUGGGUGAACCUGUGGAGGAGUACGAGGAUGAGGCCACUCUCUUCGACAUGGUCUGUGAGUCCUCUGUCACUGACGAGGACAGCGACUUUGAGCCGCACCCCCACCGUGCCCCCGCCGGUCCCCGCAAGCGUCCAGCUGCCGGGCUGCCCACGGCUGCCCAGGCGCAGCCUGCUGAUGAGGGUGGCAGUGACGUGCUCCUCAAGAAGAUCAAGCAGGAGCUCCCUGAGGACUACUAUAUAGUGGCCAAUGCUGAGCUGACUGCCGGUGCUGACGGGCCGGCCCUGGCCCUGACGCAGAUGUCCAAGCCCAAGCCACAGCCCCCGGCUGGCCCCUCCUGCCUGGUACCCACCAGGGCUGUACCCCAGCCUGUCGCCGGCCCUGACCCCGACCCCCAACGCCUCUGCUCCUCCCCACCUGGCCUGCCUCGCAUGGCCCCACAGCGGCCGCCCCGGGGACCCCUGGCCUCUCCAGCACGGGGGGCAGGCAGUGGCCCUGUGGCUGCCCUGCAAGUGCCAGCCACCAGCUCCAAUGCCACCACCACCACUGGGAAACCCAUCAGCAUCCCCCUCUCAGCGCUGCAGCUGCCUGGUCAAGAGGAGCCACCGGCCGCUGAGGAGACUCUCCCAUCUGUCCCACAGCUGACUCCAGGUGGUGAGGUGGCUGGCUCGCCCUCGGUGAGUGCUGAGCCUGAGGUCAGCUCCAGCCAGCAGCAGUCCCAUGCCAUGCCCACCACCACUCCCGAGGCAGUGGUGCAGUUGAUGCCAGACCAGGAUGAGAGAGCAGCAGAGCUCAGCAGAGAGCAGAAUGAGAAGACCAUUCGCAGCACGCAGACGGCUCUCCGCAAUUUCCGAGAGUUCCUCAUCUCCAAGUACCCCUCUGAGACCCGUGAGAUCUAUGUCAUUCCCUGCAAAGAGCUUGAUGCCUACCUUGCUUCCUUCUUUGUGGAUGCCAGACAAAAGGAUGGGUCUGAAUAUGAGCCAAACAGUCUGGCCAACUAUCAGUGUGGACUGGAGCGGUAUCUCAAAGAGCACAGGUAUGGAUACAGUAUUACGAGGGAUAAGGAGUUCAAGAGGUCCCAGGAAGCUCUAAAGCAAAAGCAGAUAGAACUGAGGUGUAAAGGAAAAGGAAACAAGCCACACAAAUCCAUGAAGCUCACCUUUGCUGAUGAGCUUAUCCUGCGCAAAAGAGGCUUAUUGAGCCGGUACAAUCCUGAGGGGCUGCUGAACCUGGUGUGGCUAAACAACACUAAGGCCUUUGGACACUGCACGGGUUUCCACGGGUCUACCCUCAAGUGGGGAGACAUCCGGCUGCGGGUGACAGAGACUGGGUUGGAGUACCUGGAGUGGAUGGGGCCAGACAACGGAGACGUCAGUGCCAAGAGCAAGAGAGGCGGGACAGACUCCCGGGUGUAUGCCACACAGCACUCCCCCCAGACCUGCCCCGUGCAGGACUACAAGGAGUAUGCCCAGAGGCGCCCUCCGGCCAUGCGCUACGAGGAUGCGCCUUUUUACCUGUCCAUCAAACCUGUCGUCAACUUGGCCGCACUUCACUGGUACAACUGCCAAGCCCUCGGGAAAAACAAGCUUGCCAAGAUGGUAAAGACGAUGUGUGAGAAAGGCAACAUCCCUGGCCGGAAGACCAACUUCAGUGUCUACCAGAGCUGUAGCACCCUCUCAGAAGCACAGAGCAACCAGCUGGUGCUGAUCUGCAAUAACUUGAGCCAGCAGGCGGCCCAGUCCAUGGCAAGCCACUCCAAUACUGGCAACUUCAUAGUGUCAGCAUCCUAUGACUCUUCAUCUGACACGGCCUGAAAGAGGGAUAUGACCUGAACACUUUUUUCUUUUCCUUUUUGUUUCAAACAUUGAAUUUGUGCUCAAUAAUACACAUCAACUGUGAUUGUACACUAUUCCCCCCCAUAACCCUCUCUGCAGUGUUAAAUCACUUUAUAAGAAUAUAUAAAUAUAUAAUAUAUUUUUCUUUUUGCAAAUAAGUCAACAGAAAUAGUUUAGUAUUACUAACAUAGUAUUUAUAGUGUUAAUACAAAAAUGAAAGGUACUUAUGGAUUCUAAUAUAAAUGCAGAUUUUAAAAGGAUAAAAAUGGUUCUCAGGCAACACAAGAUAGACUGAAAAUACCCUCUGAAAAUACCAUUUUUAACAUACAUAUAUUAGUGAGUGUAAAUCCCCAGAGAGGCUUACGUAGCAAUUCUGUUUCAAAGCAUUUUUUCAACUUGGUAUUUUAACAUGGCCUCCCACUGUGGGGGAGACAGACUUUACACUGGCUGCUGCUUCUUACCUGCUGGCUUAUUCUUGAUCAACAAGACCAAGACAUAAGAAAUACAUCAAUGUAAGUUCACAAAACCAUUUACAGCAUUUUUGUCUGUUUUUUAUUAUGUUUUCUGAGGCUCAUUUGUGCUAAAAAAAUCCUGAAGUCAGCUAAAAGCUAUUUUUAACUUUUGUUUUUGUUGAUUUUUUUGGGAUCAGAAAUGUUGCUGGUUUUUAGACUAAAAAGUGUUGUUCUCAACAAUAUGCAAAAGUAUAAUGACAAAACCACUGUCAUACACAUAAUUUUAUCUCUCUAGGCAUAGAUUGUUAGUGUUUUGUCACUGUGUGUAGAUAAUAUAAAAUCUGUUGACUCAGAGCAGUCUUUCAGUAUUCUGGGAAAUGCAACAGUGCAGAAAAAUCUUCAGUCUUAUCCCAAACUGUACAGAAAAAUCACAUCAAAUAUGUCUUUAGCCAUCAUUUGAAAUCCACCAAACAAUAGAGAGUGGGACAAUAAUUUCUACAGAAUUAAAAAAUUUUAUAGAGAAUUUAAAAGCUGGUUAGUUUUAAGAGCUGAAAUACAGAUUUGAAUUGGCUACACAUCAUCUAUUUCCAUUGCAGACAAUGUAAAAUGUGCAUGUGAAUCUGAAGGCAGAAUUUGGUCCUUAAAGCCUUGAAAUAAUGAAUGCUGCUGUUCCAGCAUCUGACUUUGCAAUAUGAUUGUUCUUCUCCAAUGGACAAAAUACUAACAAAUUCACUAUUUCAGUGAAUGAUUAUAAUUCUUGACCUUUAGAAUUAUGAAUGGUACUUUUCAAGUAAUUAAGCUUAAGUUUAAGUUCCACAAGGAUGUGCUAGGGCUAUAAUGAGGCUUUAGACAAGUCUGCUAGGGUAAUCUGCCUGCUGAAGUCAAUGAAAGCGUCAGCCUCAGCUGACUUUCCCUGGGUGUUGGAUCAAACUAUUACUGAGGGGUUUUCUUGUUUUGAGAUUCUUAAUUGUUGUGUUUCUUUAUGUUUGUUUGUCUUUAUUUCUUCACAUUCCUGCAUAUCCUUCAUAUUCUUUAGAUCUGCAACUGUGCAAUGACUUUAAUCAUCACUAAUUCCAAAGAAAAGGUGAAACAAAAGUAGCAAAUAGAAAUAACCCACCUGGCACCUAAAACCUCUUUUCUGUGUUGCUAGGAUGAAAUGUUCCUGUGUGUGAGGGAGGUGGCAGAAUGUCUGCACCUCACUUAAGCCUUACUGAAGGUCUGAUCUGGGGAUGAAAUAGGUAGCAGAUGUGCCACUGGAAAGUCUUAAGUGCAGAGAUUUCCACUAUAAUAAGUAUCUGUCCUCCCAGGAAGCUUUGUGCAGGUGACACAACCUGGCUCUUAUCUCUUUGUUCUCCACAUGUAGCAGGGCUGGUACAAAGUCUGGGCUUCCUAUAUGCCAGCUGUCCUGGAGUCUUGGCAUGCCAUGGCAGUGUAACCCCCAGCUCUACAGCCUCCCAUUUACUGGUCACUGUCUCUCGGGGCUGUUGGGUAAGCAGUGGACUGGUGGGCACAAGCAGUCAGUCAUAUAUAGCCAUCAUUUUAUAGCUUGGUUUUGGAAUUUGAGACCAAAUUAUGACACUAUUGAAGUGACUGCAAGCUGUCUCCACGAUUUUCAGUACCAUGGCAACUCUGACUUGUAUGUAAAGGAGACAGAAGCACAAAAAGGCUUAAGGUGAAGGACAACUGUCCAGUUUCCAGAUGAGGUGAGACAUCUGAUUGCUGUUUGCACUGCCUUGCCUUUCCUUGCAGUGCUUUUAAUGUGAUACAGAUAAAAAUAGUUUUGCAAGGCCUGUGCUGCUCUCUGUGGAAUUUCUGUGCUGUUUUCCACUGAGGACUCAUGCAGCUGCUUAAUAUUUACUGGAGUGCAGAAAAUCCCACGCCAAGGAGCUCUCUAGGGGUGCCAGGUGAGAGUUCAACCACAGAGCCUGCCACUAGGAAAGUCUGGUCUCUGUUUCUCCCCCAUUGGCACUCAUCUCAACAUUUCCAGUGGCAGCUAUUGCAGGAUAUGACCCACUUCCCUACAUUUCCUUUCCUGUUCUGCAAUAUGGGGAUGGGCAUCAGCUGGCCUUGGUGGAACAGCAGAUCUCCACUUCCCACCUCUCCUCCCCUGCCCAACAGCCUCACUUCACUCCGAGGAGCAGAUCACAGGCUGUGCAUGGGCUAUGCUACAAGCAGACCUUUGAAGUGCUACUUCACAUCAGCGCUGAAAUUCAGCCCCAACACAGACCUCAGAAGAAAGAACGCUGGCACUGUUGAGUUUUGAACAGGAAGGUCAUAAGAAGCACUUCCUAUGACUUUGUAAUUCCACAUGCUGCCGAAGUUGUUGAUUACCAGAGUAUUAGGAUGGUUUGUGCUGAUGUCCAGCACAUGCACUGGGUGAGGCAACGUCUCUGAUACCCUUGACUUAGGAGGGCACAUCACCAGCCUUUGCUUGUCUGUUUGGGGGAUAAACUGUGGCGUAUCUGUGCUUAUUGUGAUAGUCUUGGUAUUAUCACAAGGAAGGCCAAGGCCCAACUGGAAUUAAAUCUUGCCAAGGAUUUCAAUGACUUGAAAGGCUUCUUCAAAUAAAUCAAAAACAAAAGGAAAACUAAGGAUAAUGUGGGCUCAUUAAUAAAUAGAGGGAUCACCUUGAUAACAGAGGACACAAGUUACUGAACGCCACCUUUGUAUUGGUCUUCACUGACUGACAAGACCAGCCCUCAGGAAUCUCUAACCCAGGACACCAGGGUAAAGGAAUGUUGGAAGUCAAGGAGGAUUGGGUCAGAGAACACCUAAUCAAACUUGACGUCCAAAGUCCGUGGGCCCUGAUGGAAUACAUCAAUGAGUGCUGAGAGACCUCACUGUGCAGCCCUUCUGAAGGAUCUCAACAGGCUGGAGAGAUGGGCAGAGAUGAACUGUCUGAACUUCAACCAAGGCAAAGGCAGGGUCCUCACCUGGGGAAGAAUAACCCCUCACACCAGCACAGGCUGGGGGAUGACCUGCUGGAAAGCAGCUCUGUGGAGAAGAACCUGGGGGUUCUGGUGGACAUGUAGGUGUCCAUGAGCCAGCAGUGUGUCCUUGUGGCCAAACAGGCCAGUGGUAUCUUGGGGAGUAAUAGGAAGAGCAUUGCCAGCAGGUUGAGGUAGGUGAUUCACCUGCCCUGCUCAGCGCUGGUGAGGCCUGACCUGGAGUGCUGUGUCCAGUUCUGGGCUCCUCAGUACUCCUGGAGCAGGUCCAAUGGAGGACAACAAAGAUGAUUAAGGAACUGGAGUAUCUCUCUGACCACACACUGGGACAGAUUGCCCAGAGAAGUUGUGGGCUCUCCCUCACUGGAGAUGCCCAAGAACUAUCUGGGCACAAUUCUGUGCUAGGUACUCUAGGAUGGCCCUGCUUGAGCAGGCAGGUUGAACCAGGUGACCCACUGUAGUCUCUUCCAACCUGACCCUUUCUGUGAUUCUGUGAUUAUAGGAGAAUUUUUUCCUGCUUUGUGGUAUGUCUUGUAAUUCCAAUUUACGGUUACUGCUGAUUGCAGAUUGCCUGGCAGAUUUGGAUGGGGCAGCCCCACAUAGACUGCUUGUUAAAGAAGUUAAACAUAUAUGGCCAGGAUAUGAUACUCAAGUAGUAUUAUAGUCCAAAAAUAAAUGUAUUAGCUUUUAAGGACAUGUAAUGCAACAUAUAUUCAGUCUUCAUUUGUGGACAGUUACAAGGAAUUGAGUGACCACAGCUUAUUUAAUUACCAUUUGUAUUAAGGCCCUGAAAGGUUGUUAACUCAUUGGGAGGGAGAUUUAGAAUUUAAACCACUUUCAUGGUUUUGUCUCAUACCUGUAGAAGAGUCCCUGUAGCUGACAGGGAACAACUCAGUUGCUUGUAAUUAUCUCCCAGUACUCCAACUGAGUUGGAGUUCCUGUUCCAGCAGCAAAUUGCAAGCUCAUGACAAUGGUGUGCAGCUUCCAUGGUGCUAAGACAGAGCAACAUGGCCAGGAGCUGCUGCUGCCAACUCUUACCAGCAUUCCCCUUUGCCUAAAUGAAGUACUGGAGUCUCCUACCAUGGCUCUUGAUGCUGAGUACCUUUGACCAUGAAAUCAAGGGCAACUGGCAAAGCACUGUCCUGUCCCUGUCCAGCACAGGCUGCAGAUGGUGGUAGGGUGUGGUGGCUGCAGUGAAGCACUGCAGGUGGCUGGCUGCAUUCCUGGCUACAUCAUACUCUGAAGUAAAAGCUGAGCUUUUACCCAGCUGUAAGAUUGUGAUUUCCUGAAGCUGGGGGCAGCUGGCUCCAAAAGGGGGCUUGCUUUUCUCCUUUCUUUUUCCUUUCUUUUUUUCGUGCCACUCACCUUUAUUUUACCUGGUGUUAGAGCUCUUCAGGGAGUGAUUUCAAUUCAGUAGCCCAGCAGAAACACAG
Molecule: messenger RNA, 7225 nt
Organism: Corapipo altera (White-ruffed manakin)
Lineage: Eukaryota; Metazoa; Chordata; Aves; Passeriformes; Pipridae
Product: KIAA1958 ortholog
Exons: 3
Coding region: 173-2374 (733 amino acids)
Source: RefSeq, a predicted model, not a curated record